CACACCACCCAGUGAGGGUAUUUAAAGGCUGCCCUCCCGUCCCUGAACAUCCUGGUACCAAGUUCUGCUGUUGAGACGCACUUCACUGCUCACAACCCAAAGAACGAUGGCCUCAGUUCUUUACUUGGCUUUGUUCCUCUCUCUGAGCUGCGUUCUCUGGAACGGAGUCGAUGCUACAUCUCUUCCCACAACUCCUGCUCCAACUCCUCGACCUACAACUCGACCUCCUACUGUUCGUCCACUUCCUCCUGCUAGCUGUCCCUCUGGUUGGACUAAGUAUGGAAAUCGCUGUUUCCUCUUCCGGAAUGUUAAGACUGACUGGGCUUCUGCUGAGCGUGCCUGCACUGUUUUAGGUGCACAUCUGGCCUCCGUCCACAACAGCGCUGACCAAAGAUUCCUGAAGAAUCUGGUCUACAGUAAGAAACGAUCGUACGUGAGAACCUGGGUCGGAGGUCAUGAUGCUGAGAAGGAGGGUGUGUGGCUGUGGAGUGACGGGUCAAAGUUCACCUCCGCCCCGUGGGGCAGCGGGGAACCAAACAACGCUGGUGGAAAUGAAAACUGCAUGGAGAUCAACGCGGGAGGAUCAGCUCUGUUUCUGAACGAUAUAGCGUGCAACAAUAAUUUUUUCUACAUCUGUGCCAAAAGAGUCUAACUCCUCCCUCUUCCUGAGAAAUCCAACAUGACCAUGUGACCUUCUCACUGGUGAUGUCACUUCCUCCAGGAUGUCAGGCUUCGAUGGCGUCGCUGCUGGAAGACACAAGGAUAAAAUCUGAUUUCCAAUAAAUCUGUUGCAUGAAGAAA
This is a messenger RNA of Gambusia affinis (western mosquitofish), 801 nucleotides long. Its product is annotated as galactose-specific lectin nattectin-like. Bases 107 to 652 code for a protein of 181 amino acids. NCBI's taxonomy places the organism in Eukaryota, Metazoa, Chordata, Actinopteri, Cyprinodontiformes, Poeciliidae. The transcript is spliced from 7 exons. Gene Ontology annotation, molecular function: signaling receptor activity. The record is from RefSeq and is a predicted model, not a curated record.